Etheostoma cragini (Arkansas darter) is the source of this 2946-nucleotide messenger RNA. RefSeq names its product ligand dependent nuclear receptor interacting factor 1 (gene lrif1). The transcript has 4 exons. NCBI's taxonomy places the organism in Eukaryota, Metazoa, Chordata, Actinopteri, Perciformes, Percidae. Gene Ontology annotation, biological process: regulation of DNA-templated transcription. Gene Ontology annotation, molecular function: nuclear retinoic acid receptor binding. Bases 425 to 2797 code for a protein of 790 amino acids. The record is from RefSeq and is a predicted model, not a curated record.
AGGAGCAGAAACCUUCGUUUCACAAUCUCACUACUCGUGUUGUUCAGUCCACCAUGGAUGCUUCUAGACAUUAUGGCUAAUAAUCGAAAUCAUUAUGACGGAAAGUAAUGGGAUUUCUUUUUUUUUUUUACUUCCGGAACCAUGCAACCAACCACCCGGAACCAAAUCGCUGUAACAGACCGGAAGUUGAAUGUAACGGACGCGAUCAAGAAACGGAAGUCCCAGAAGAAAAAGGUCGAGUGAGACAUGUUGACGGUGCGAGUCAAACGGGGGUUUAUCUAGUCGACGGUUGGCCCCCGCGUUGUUAUAGGCAACGUCUCUGCGUAGCUAACGGGAGUAACACGCGCACGUGACGGGAAUUGUUGUGUCUCGAGACUCACCAAAGCUGCUGUUGGAUGGGAAGGCAGCUUCAAGUGGUUUCACGAUGUUUCCCGCUACGAAAAACAUGGAGUCUGUUCACAGUGGGACCGGUGUCUUCUACCAGGCGAUACCGGCGGUCGGAGCCGACGGAAAGAACAUCAUGAAACUGAUUCCUGUACAAAUGGUCAACGGGCAGUUUUUCCAUUCUCAAAUAAGUAAGACGGGUCAGACGCAACAGAAAGCCGUCGACAUGAACUUCGCCCCGGCACCCGUUCAGACGGUGCAGAAGGCAGCGCCGAGUCCUCCUGCCGCUCAGCAAGUUGUCAGGAAGCAGGUUUCGAUCAUUAACGUCUUCCCUAAUCAAGUGGGUCUGGAUCUCGGUAGUUCACCAAACAAGCCUCCACCGCAGCGACAGAAUGGGAAGUUAAUCGCCGUCGUACCUCAGAUGGAAACACCUGCAGCAAACAGGGAGAAGUCAGGAGGACUUCCAGGUCCGCUGCCAGUCACAGUGAAAGCUCCAGCCAUGCCCAGAGGACGGUACCUUCAGGUUCUACCUAAUGCACAAGUCCCAACACUCCCGGCAGUCCCUGCAGUCCCGGCAGUCCCAACAGUCCCAGCAUCUGAACUACCUCCUCGUGUCAAGAGACCUAUUGUUCCUUCGCCAGCCGACCCCUCUCAGAGUUCAGGCUCAGCCGGUGUGGUCUACACGUCACCGCCCGUCACAACUGCCAGUCCACAGAGUGUUUCUGCACUCGACACGCUCAAGUUCCUCUGCAAUAUGUCAAAUGCUACUUCAUGUGGAUUCCCAUCAAAAGGUCAAAAGCCACAUUUAAAAUUAAUUCCAAAGGUUUCACACAGGCCCAACAGCCCCAUUAAGUGGGUAAUCGAAGAAGAGGACAGCUUCACGGCUCCGGGGGUUGAUCCUGUUAUUUCUUCCGUCAGUCCAGAUAUUGUUUCAGUUGUUGGGAAAACGGGAAAAAGGGACUCGCCCACAGCAGCGGGAAGAAGUAGUGAAUUCAACAAAACCACCGUGCCUUCAUCCCAACAAUCACUUGAGUCGGUUUCACCUCAGAAAAGGCCGGGCGUGCGGAUAAUGAUCCCGAAAGGGUCGCAUGAAGUUAUUGAUCUCUGUGACGACGACGCUCACAGUGAUUCGUCUCAGACAGCGGCGUCUGUUCACACGUCAGCGGCCACUCAUCCGGAAGAAGACAAUGUGAUAUUUGUGUCGUAUAUCCCCCCCAGGACCGACUCUGAGUCCACACGAGAUUUGAGACAAAAAACACAAAUGGUACCUGUGAAGGAAACAGACAAGACGGGUACGAGCGGCUCGAACAGUGGGACAGAACAGAAGAGCCCAGAUGGUACAACUGGCACGCUUAUAAGAAGAAAACCUGUCCACAGCAUGUCCGUCAACACCGUUAAAAACGCUCCGCGUGUUUGUGGUUCGGCAGCAACGAGCACGCAGAAUAACGAGGGUCCCAACAUUAGCAGUCGGCGGAGCACCGCCACCCAACAAUCGAAGGGCGUGGAAGUUAAUGUAGAAAGAAAAAGUCCAGCAAAUCCCAACAACUCUGACAGCAGCACAGAAGCGAUGGACACCCCCAAUAUGAAGAGCUCUGCCAAUCCCGCCACCAGCUGGACGUCUUCGCCGGCACCAGAAUCCCAGCAAAUGGACGAUAAUCUGCUGCGACAGAUGUUUGGGAUAAUGGCGGAUGUGAGAGUUUGCUUGCAGAGGAUUGACGGUGCCCCAGUUGGGUCUGGUCCUUCUUUCAAGGACCUUAAGGGUCCACAUGAAAGCUACGGGUGUGCAAAAGUAAAAACUGAACAGGAACUGUUAGAAGGCUCUGCCCCUCCGAGUGCUCACACCCACACCGAACCCCUCAAAUGUUCACACUUCAAGCUGGACACGAGACCUCUUCCUGUUGUGAAGAACAAACGCGAACCGGGGGACCCGCGAGAUCUCGAAACCGAGCCGGCGUUUGGCUACGUGGAACCCAUAGAAGAGGAUUUCCUCGGCACGGAUGAAAAGGACAAUCCGAAUGCGCAGGACGCAGCCGGCCGGACUCAGACUCAGACGUGUGCGUAUCUGAACGCAAACACAAGGAGAAUGGGACGGACGAGGAAGCGCACAAUGUGUCCCUGUUGCGUCCCCGGUGCUCAAGACCCAAAGUGGGAGGAGCCUGGCGACUGGGCGUGGGCGACCGAGCAGACAAGUAAAAAAGGGAGGAGAACAAAGGCUGUGAGUAAAGCUGUGAAAACAGCUGGAAGGACCAGCUGUCUAAAAGUGAAGGACAAGCGCGGCAGGAGGACGGACGAGGGUCCGGCCAGAGACAGUUUGUCCUCGGACUCUAACGAACUGAAACGCUGCGAUGAGAUCAGACGAAUCAAAGAGCUUCUGAAAGAGCAGGAAGCAGCUUUAGAGGAGAUGAGACACUGAAUGAGAGCUGAGACGAGCAAUCAACUAUUUUAAACUCUAAUUACAAAGUUAAUGGGUUUUAUUUUUAGCAUAAAACAUGUCACUACUUUUUGUGUUAGUCAGAGUAAACGAGGACCAACGCAAGUAAAGUUCUGGCUCUAGCUGACUAG